This is a messenger RNA of Coregonus sp. 'balchen', 3767 nucleotides long. Lineage: Eukaryota; Metazoa; Chordata; Actinopteri; Salmoniformes; Salmonidae. The record is from the annotation of a GenBank genome assembly.
CCUAAAGACUUCCCCAAGUUGAAGAAUGAUACAUUCCUUCUUGCAUGCGGUGGCCAGGAAACCCCUCAUGUGCCUGUGUGGUGUAUGAGACAGGCUGGACGCUACCUACCAGGUGGGUCUCUACAACACACUCUCAUUAGUCUCUCUAGACAUCCAGGUUGCCUCCCACAAUUUUCAAAUGUUCUGGCUUAACAAGUCUGUACAUAAUCGAACAUCAGUUUGGCAUAAAGGAACUACGUCACUACCUUAUCCGCUUGAAUAAAAUGCAUAAUAGUAGCUAGCAAGAUGGAGAUCAGAGGUUAUUUUUGCAUUUCGCAAGUGGCUAGUUUGCAUCAACUACCUUCACUAAAACCACUGCACAGGUUUUGCCUGCAAACUUUGGUUUCGAAUUGCGACAUUCUGGCAUGUCUGCCUCGUGAUUUGUCUGUCUGAAGUGUACCCACCCCUUAUUUAUUUUUAUUUUUUAUCGAAGUUGCCAAAAGGGUUUGUCAUAGAAAUCAGACCCUAGUCAGUGCUGUUGCCUAGGGUCGGGUUUUCGAGACCAUGCUCAUGUACUUCACUGACCUAAGAAACACACAUUGAACUAACACUACAAAUAUCAGUAGGUUGUUGUUGUUGGUUGAAUGGACCUAUCCAUCUUUCAGUGUCUGCUGGCAUUGACAUGUAAGCUAACCUAUUUGUUUGUAGAGUUCCGUGAGUCCAGCGCGGGAAAGGACUUCUUUGAAACAUGUCGGUCACCUGAAGCCUGCUGUGAACUCACUCUCCAGGUAAUCAUUACAUGUGUUAAACCAGCACGUUUUACUACAAAAACAUCUUAGCAUAGAUGGAGAACUCACUUCUUUUUUCAUCUUACAGCCAUUGAGACGUUUCCCAUUUGAUGCUGCCAUCAUCUUCUCAGACAUCCUGGUUAUCCCACAGGUAAGAGAUAUCUGUCUGAGGCAGAAAUUUCUUUGCCUUUGCUUCAAUCAGAAGUGUUGUGCUUCCUCUUCUCUACAUACUAGACAAAGAGAGAACCUUGUGGCAAGAAGGUAAUCUAUUUGUUUAGUAUAUUGAGAGGAGGAAGCACAUAACUCAGAGACAGUAUAUGUUAUGCUUUUGUUUAACUGGUUAAUGACUCUCUGUGUGUGUACCUGUUCCCAGGCCAUGGGUAUGGCUGUCCAGAUGGUGGCAGGAAAGGGCCCUACAUUCCCAGAGCCCUUAAAGGAACCAGAGGACCUGCUGCUCCUGCAGUCCAAGGUGGACGUCAACAAGGAGCUGGGCUACGUCUUCAAGGCCAUUACACUGACACGCCACAAACUGGAGGGCAAGGUCCCUCUCAUCGGCUUCACUGGUGCCCCGGUGAGAUGGAUCUCUCACACACACACACACACACACACACACAGAGAGAACACUUUUCAAUACAGAAUCGAUUGGUUACUUCAAUAGUCAGAAGAUACUUUUUUUCAGCCUUGUGUCGUAUCUUGGUGUUCUUAGACUAGAGGCUUCAGUAAAAUGACCCAUAUCAUCAUCUGUUUCCCCCGUAGUGGACCCUGAUGGCCUAUAUGAUUGAGGGGGGAGGCUCAACAACCCACUCCAAGGCUAAGCGCUGGCUGUACCUUCACCCUGAAGCCAGCCACCAGCUGUUAAAGAUGCUGACUGACAUAAUCAUAGAGUACCUGCUGGGACAGGUGGCUGCUGGAGCACAGGUAAGCAAGGCACCAUGGGAGAUUGAGUUCCAGCUGUAUCUUACUGCAGCUUACCCUCAGGUAGACUGCUAGCCCAGAGUUCUUGCUCAUGGGAAAAUGUUCAGGUGAAUAGAGGGUAGAUAAUUUUAUUUACAGCACUUCAUUGGACAAGGAGAAGAUGUUACACUUUCUAGAGUCAGGCAUAAAUGAUCUGAUAGCUCAAUAUCUAGGAACUGAUGGAAUGUUGAUUUAUUCAUGUAGGUCUCUUUUAGGGCCCCUAUCAUAGACACAUUAUACAGUAGACAUAGUCCUGUAUAGAUACAUGGCACAUUAUUAUUCAGUCUGUUCCACCGUCCCUGUAUUUCCCCAGGCUUUGCAGGUGUUUGAGUCCCAUGCUGGCUGUCUGGGCCCAGUGGAGUUCCAGGAGUUCUCCCUACCCUACCUACGAGACAUCGCCCGUAAGGUCAAGGACCAGCUGAAGGAGUCAGGCCAGGAUGUCCCCAUGGUGAGCCCACACAGACUGUCACUUCUUCAUUCACACACAACACAGACAUCCUCAUCGUCUUUGUGGAUUUCAUGUCACUAGAUUUUCAAGACAAGCUUUUGUUGAUCAUCUCCUACAAUGUGCUUAAAAAAGGCUUACCGGUCUUGUGGUGAGAUAAGAUGUUGGCCAGUGUAAUGUGAUGUUCCACCAGUAGAUGGCACUACACUGUCAAAGAUUUUCCUGUACAGACUUGUCAUCUGGAGUAGUCAGAAAUACAUUUGAGUUUGUUUUAAUGCUUUGAAUCAUUGUUUGGCAUGUCAUCGGUCUCAAUAUUGACAUUGGUCAAUAUUUCACAAUUGUUUUGUAAUUUAGUUUUUUACUUUAGUGGGUCUUUAAAGUUCCCUGGACUGUACUGUAACUCCCUCAUGUUCUGGCACAGAUUGUGUUUGCCAAGGACGGCCACUACGGUCUGGAGGACCUCUCUCAGUCCCACUACGAGGUUGUUGGUUUGGAUUGGACUAUCGACCCUCACUCAGCGCGGUAACGGACAUGAACCCUUUUCACAGAAAUCAGUUCAUGAGUAAUUUCCCUAGACAGUCAGUGACCGAGCCAACAUUUGCUAGAGGUAUUGUGUCAUGUUGAAAUUGGAUUGGAUUCACACUCUCUUAUAAAAGGUUAUAUUUAUCUGGUCAACAAUAAAAACAGGUGGUUCGGUCAACUGUUGACUGAACUCCAGGUUAAUGCACCUUUGGUAAUAAACCACUUGUCUCUGUGGUUUCAGGGAGCGAACUGGAGGAAAGGUUAGCCUUCAGGGGAACAUGGACCCCUGUGCACUAUAUGCCUCCAAGGUAAGGCCAAGGUUUUUUUGAGAUCCAAGAAAUGUAUAUAUUGGCAAAGAGAAAACACAUGGCACAGAGAGAUGUUUCAGUACAAAGGUACUGUACAGUAAAAGCACAUAAACCGGCAACCUUUGUGUUAUUGGGCCAGGCACUUGCUGCUCUAAUUUAUACACCCUACUUUCAAAAGUGAUGCUUAUUUGUCUCUGUCUAUCUCUGCCUGUGAAGGAGCGUAUAUCAGAGAUAGUGAAGAAGAUGCUGGAAGGCUUUGGCACCAGAGGGUACAUUGCCAACCUGGGCCACGGGCUUUACCCUGACAUGGACCCGGAGAACGUGGGUGCCUUCGUAGAAGCUGUCCACUCUCACUCUCGGCACCUCCUCAACCUCAAGUAACACCCCUGUCACCUGGCAACAUUGACCACAGUCAUACUAGCAGAGAAGCAGCACCCAAAAAACAAAGCAACAUUGCCUUGGAUUGUAGAAUGUAUUCACAGUAAUCCAAUAAACCACCAGGUCUUAUCAAGUGUGGAAUCCAAGGACCGAUCACGACGGAUCUUGUCCAAUUCUGGAUGUUUUUUUCUUUCUGAAGAGAAUAAUUCAUUAUAUUCUAUAGAUAAUCCUUAGACAAAUGAAAAACAUUGCGUCAGUGUAAGACCUUGUAAUAUUUCAUAUUAUUUAUGUGUAUCACUGAUCUGUUUUAUUCAUCAGAUGUAGUGCACCUAAAAUUGAAAACAAGUGUACCUUAUAAAAACAAUAGUAGUGAAGGAGAUUUAAUGUGAUUAU